ACAGUGACCGUUUAAAGGUCUUGGGGUGCCUUUUAAAACGGAAUCUCUCCUUAACGUGUUUUUUCUGUAAUGGUGAAUCACUUUUUAACUGGCCCAUUCUACCAAGAUUUUAGUCAUUUCCUGUUUCUCUCUGCUGCCUUUCUCUCCGUCUCUCCUUCUCUUCUCCCUUGAGGUCAGCCGGGGCACUUGCACUUCGGGGUCCCCAGAUCCAAACUUUAUCGAAGUAGGGUUGGCAGAGGGUUUCCCGCGGAGAACUUUGGAGUUCCGGUCCUCCUCCCGUCUGGCCGUGCGGACCCGGUGACCUUCAGAACGUGGUGCAAGAGCCUCUUUUUCCAAACUCCCCAGAAAGGGGAAAUAAUCAUUCAAAUACAGGAGCUUGAAACUGUAAACGUUGAUCUUCUCGAAGGUCAGGUCGUGAGCGUCGACGCGUCAGGGCAGAUCAGUCUGUCGCGUACCGUUCCCUACCUGCCUCUCUCCCGCGGUCAUUUUAGUCGGGAGUCCAUUAUUAUCCUUAAGAUUUUCAUUAGGAGAAGUUGAUUUUUACAUUCCUGCCCACCGCUUUCCUUCCUUUGAUACCGAAGAGCGGGUUCAGCCAACCCAGAGUAUAUACACCGUAGGAACGUUGUGCAAGGAGUGACUUAGUUUGCCAUGAAUACAUUCAUUCAGCCUCUGGAACUUCACCCGAAUAAAAUUUAGAAAAGUGACUGUGGAGCGGUAGAAUGACCCGUUUUGUCUUUGAAUCUGUUCGCUUUCCUGAAUUGGCUGGAACUGUGCCCUUCCAUGAAGAGCACACCUUUUCCCUCCGAGAAGUUGUACCUUUGGGAUUCAGAUUAUUUUUAUUUGACUCUCUAAUAGUUGCCGUUUCUGCGUGAUUGGAUUUGGUGGGAAGGCAGCAGUGUAGAACGUGUACCCGCGAAGGAAGUCUGGUGGGGGCUUGGAAUAUAUUUUUAACCAGGGUGCCAGGGAAGUUGUCAAUCAGAUAACUAAAAUCAGGGGUGCUUUCCUGGAAGCGCUGCUCCGAUAUCUCAGGCAUCCAGGCCCUGCCCCCUCAGACGCGUUUCUGCAAACCGCCGGUGCGCGCGUCGGUGUCGUGUAUGCUUGCCCUUUUUAGUCGAAGAGGACUCCGCUGACAAUAAGAUCUUACCGAGGCUCGCGGGUGUGACCGAAAAGGCAGUCUGAUGUUCCACAUUGGUCCAUCAACAGGAAGCACCUUGCCAUUUUUCACUCAGCAGCUGGCCACCCAGCCUCCCACGUACUGCUCAUGGAACCAGCGGCAUUUCUUGGUGACUGUGGACUUCAGUUUCUUGCCAGACAGCGUUUAAGACCGGAGGAAGAGAUUUAUGCCCACACCAACUGUGGACUUUUGCACAGCCUAUACUAAAAGAUGUCCCUGGUAGAUUUGGGUAAGAAGCUUUUAGAAGCCGCACGAGCAGGUCAAGAUGAUGAAGUCCGCAUUUUGAUGGCCAAUGGCGCUCCGUUCACUACAGACUGGCUGGGAACAUCUCCGCUCCAUCUAGCCGCGCAAUAUGGCCACUAUUCCACCACCGAAGUGUUGCUGCGAGCGGGCGUGAGCCGGGACGCCAGGACCAAGGUGGACAGGACCCCGUUACACAUGGCAGCGUCCGAGGGCCACGCCAGCAUCGUGGAAGUCUUACUGAAGCACGGGGCCGACGUCAACGCGAAGGACAUGCUGAAGAUGACCGCCCUGCACUGGGCCACGGAGCACAACCACCAGGAGGUGGUGGAGCUUUUAAUCAAGUACGGCGCCGACGUCCACACGCAGAGUAAAUUCUGCAAAACCGCGCUCGACAUCUCCAUAGAUAACGGGAACGAGGAUUUAGCCGAAAUAUUGCAGAUCGCCAUGCAGAACCAAAUCAACACGAACCCCGAGAGCCCCGACACGGUGACGAUACACGCGGCCACGCCCCAGUUCAUCAUCGGACCUGGAGGGGUGGUGAACCUAACAGAUGAGACGGGAGUAUCUGCUGUGCAGUUUGGAAACUCAUCCACGUCAGUAUUAGCUACAUUAGCUGCCUUAGCUGAAGCAUCUGCUCCAUUGUCUAACUCUUCAGAUACCCCAGUCGUGGCUACCGAGGAGGUAGUGACCGCGGAGUCCGUGGACGGGGCCAUUCAACAAGUCGUAAGCUCCGGCGGCCAGCAAGUGAUCACGAUAGUCACGGACGGAAUUCAGCUGGGCAACCUUCACUCGAUUCCAACCAGCGGGAUAGGUCAGCCCAUCAUCGUGACCAUGCCCGACGGCCAGCAAGUUUUGACAGUACCCGCAACAGACAUUGCAGAAGAAACCGUCAUCAGCGAAGAGCCACCGGUCAAGAGACAGUGUAUUGAGAUAAUUGAAAAUCGGGUGGAAUCUGCAGAAAUAGAAGAGAGAGAAGCCCUGCAGAAACAGCUGGACGAAGCAAACCGAGAAGCACAAAAAUAUCGCCAACAACUCCUGAAAAAGGAACAGGAAGCGGAAGCUUACCGGCAGAAGCUAGAGGCCAUGACGCGGCUACAGACGAAUAAAGAAGCUGUCUAGGGUUGCAACGGACACAUAGGUUUGAUACCGAGUCGAGAAAACCCCAAAUUACGACCUCGAGCUGUUCGCCGGCCGCACGCGGCCGGCGGAUUACAGGAUAGAGGGGAGAGACUGGCGUCCAGGUUAAGAACCGGACCGGGGCCGGAGGCUCCGAUGAAUUUCUUGUAUCAUAAACUCUGACCUUAGAAGUUGUGAAAAGUAUUUAAAACUGAAUUCUGUAAAUAGUUGGAUUUUUUUUACAGUUCCAAAAAUGAGUUGCUAAAAAGAUUUUUGAAAGGAUCCAGAAACACAGAUAAGCAAAUGUUUUUGUGAAUUCUUUUUGAUUUUAGUAUGAAUCUAAUUUCUCAGAAACAGAACAGUUUUAAGGGUGAUGCUUGUUGAUUACACUGACUGUUAGAAAAAUGAAUGUGACGCUCUGAUUCCGGAAUUCAUUCUGCAGGUAUCAACUAAGCCUUUAUCUGAAAAAAAAAAGAUUUCUCUGAGGAAAUCGAGCAACAGCUUUAAGUAAUUGUCUCUGAUUCUCUGAAAACAUUUUUUAGAAAGUGAAACUUUUAUAUUUGUUUACUCCCGCUAUAUUUGAGUAGAUUUUCAUGUAUAUGAAGCUAAUAUUUUUUAAACUUUCAGUUUGUACAUAUUUUGCAUGGUUUUUAUAAUUUUGGAAUGCAUCACUUGCAUAGGAACUUGCUGCAAAGAUGCUGAAAUCCCAUAGGUCACUGAAAUCGAGUAAGCUAGCAACCGGUUUUAGUGUUCAGCCAACGAUGUCGUCCUCGGAAGAAGCAGUCCGGGAUGGAACUCACUUGCAAUAUCGAGAAUUUGGAGAAAAUGCCGCAAGAACAGGUGGCAUUCUGUGUCCUGUAUGAAAAUUUCCCCUCGCAGGUGUCGUAAGGCACGGGACUAUGGGAUGAUGUCUUUGGAAAACUUAACACGGAUAAGUUUCCUAAAUAUUCUUUUCAACUUCGUGUCUCCCCGUCCUGUCGCAGUUCUCCCGUAGGAGUCCGGAAGAGACGGUAUCGUCGUCUCUGUUAUCCUUUAGGAAAAGGUUGUUCCGAUUCCCGGAACGGAACCGUUUCACACCCCAGCGAUGAUGACGACUUUUACCUGGUUUCGUCGCCCCCUCUGUGAAGCCAGUUGAUCCGUGCCGUGACUUGCUCUAUCAUAAGACUGUUAAGUUCUAUAUUGUAUGAACAUCAUACUUGGACUUAUCAUUCAGAUUUAUUUUGUAAAGCGUAACUUCGAGCCUUUAUUCUUGCUUUGCUUUUCUAUGUUUCACUGCUUUAUGAAAAUGUUUAUCUAAACUUAAAAACAUGGGGAAAAAAACCCUUAUUACCUAUACUGUAUAAAAAAGAAAUUACCCUUAAAACUGUACUCUGGCCUACUUUUCUAUUUUACAAUUAAAUAUCUUUUCCACAUA
Molecule: messenger RNA, 3947 nt
Organism: Ornithorhynchus anatinus (platypus)
Lineage: Eukaryota; Metazoa; Chordata; Mammalia; Monotremata; Ornithorhynchidae
Gene: GABPB1
Product: GA binding protein transcription factor subunit beta 1
Exons: 10
Coding region: 1385-2536 (383 amino acids)
Biological process (GO): positive regulation of transcription by RNA polymerase II
Cellular component (GO): nucleus
Molecular function (GO): protein binding; transcription cis-regulatory region binding
Source: RefSeq, a predicted model, not a curated record